AUGUCUCCACGUAGAAGAAAGUCAGAAAGAAUCAGGACGGAGGAGCGGCUUCAGUCUCACGAUGGUGGCGCUGUCCGUGUUGUGGUCCAGGGAUCCGGUCCUUGGCGAGAGCUCGACGUGUCUCUGGUGGAAUCUGCUUUCCGGAGACAUUCCACUGUGGUGGAAUUCUCAUCCAACAAAGAAGUGGAGCCCAGCACUGGUCAGUGGAGUAUACUUCUGUGUCUGAACACCAGCAGCAAGGCUCAGGACGACUGUGUGGUCACCUCCAUGGGACAUCAUUCUGUCAAACAUCACCAACAGGUGAACAUAAUUCCCAAAAUACAAAGCUUUCUGAACCAGCCGGAAGUGCUUUGUCUCAGAACCAACAACUCUAGCAAAGGAAGCUGGUGCAACACAGACCUUCCGUGCACCAACCUCUCCUUCCUGUUUCUACCCAAUAAUGUUAGCCGGGUGCGCCAGGAAUCUGGGAGUUGUGAGGAGUUCUCGGUGCUGGUACUUCCGUCCAACAUGUCUGCCGGCAUGACUCUGGCACCGUGCGCAGGAAACAAUGACAGUGGCUCAGGGGUGGCGCUGAAGCUGCCGACCAGUUUGCUGACGUGGACAGACGCCCACUCAAAGAAGAAAGUCUUCGACACCACCAGCGACAGCCCCACGGUCAUCCCCGACUCACGUGACGAAGACGUUUUUGUCGCUUGGAAGGAGGCGUUGGUGUGGCGGUUCUCGGUCCUUGUGACCUCACUGUCCCCCCUGAGGGUCUACCUGCACCCCGAGGGUCUGGCUUGGGAAGGACUUGCUGCCUACUUGAAGGCAAAGCUUUUCUCUCAGGGAGUUGCAAAAAAUCGCAGCCGGUCGUCAUGGAAACGCAGCGGCUGCAACGGUGCCAGUGAGUGUUCUGGAGGAGGCGGUGAUGGGCAUUUUGACGAAGUGGGAGUUCGCACCUGCCGAUGUGUCAGAAAGAGAAUGCUGCAGGUGUUUCCACUUAGUGGAGAUGACGGCCAUCUUCAAUACCACGUUUCAUCCAUUCAUUUGCAGGUUGCUUCAUGUGACCUCGCAUCGCACGUGACCUCAAUGAGCGAAUUCCGCGUGCGACAGAAACUUGUCAACGACCUCUCAGGUCUUCUGCUGGAGCGAAGAAACGUUUCGGCUGACCUGGCGCAAGGGUUCAUGGGCCUGGGUGUGGCCAACCUCUUCAAGGGUCACGUGUGCAACGGGGAUGGGUCGUUCUGCCUUGGCCCCAGAGAACAGGAGUACCUCGUGGACAGCCUGCGAGAACACUCGGCCAAAACCGCGUGGAAAAGAGUGUACCCGAGUGCUACAGCGGUCCGGUUUACGGGUCUGCUACAGAGAGGAAAACCUCUAGAAACCACCGAGGCUCUGCCCCUCAACUCCAACUCAUCCGUGGUCACGCCCCCUGCUCUAGACAAAGGUCAGAGAAAGACCACAGCGCACCUUCAUUCCUUCCUUCUCAGUCUGGAGAGUUUCUUUCAAGGGACUGGCGAAGAGCAGGCGGAGUCCUUUGAGGAUGUCAACAUUCCAGUAGACCAAAAUGAGAAUAACGAGGUAUUUCCAUCUUGGCCUGGAGGUCAAACAUGGAAUGGUAGUGUGCACAAAGGUCUAACCACUAGUCCUGCAUGUAGUAAUGAUCCUACUGCCAUACCUUACCUCAGCAGCAUUAAAACACAACCUCCAUUGGUUCUAAGACCUGAGUUCUCUCCCCUUGUAACAGAGUAUACAGCCGAGGUUGACCAUCAUGUGCUGCUUAUAUCAGUGUGGGCUUGGGCACAAGGGUGUUCUUCGCAGGCUCGGCUUGAGGAGAAGCAUAACAAGAACAUGUUUGCAAACUUCACACUUGGUCUUGGUGACAAUGUACUGAAAAUCUAUGUGGUGGACAUCCGCAACAAGGAGCCGUGGGUCCUGAACAUGUACACCUUGACUGUGCAACGACAGGAUGUUGAUCAGGGACUUGGCUCCUUAAAGCCAGGGAUGCCACAUGUUGUGUGUACUCUGAAACAGGACUGCUCACUUCCUUUUGCACCCCAAGAGCCAUGUGGACUCCAGCCAGCACGAUGGGUCAGUUCCUGGUCUAAAUUCCUGGCCAUGAGAUCGCUAUUACCUUCCUGUAAGAGGGGAGAUGAAACUGGACAGUGGUACCUACCAUGUUCACACUGCCGAGAUGAGGAUGCCCAGUGCUUCUGGCGUGAUGCCGUCUGGUCUUCUGCUGACUGCCAGGAGCCUGUUCUGCCAAAGGAUGAACUUAUCAGUUGCUUUUCUGGCAAGAAGGUCUUGUUUAUUGGUGACUCAACAAACCGGGGAGUUCUUCAUUAUUUGUCACAAAGAGUUAAUGGAACUUUGUGGGAGUGGGACAAAACCCACAACCUGCGUGUUUACCCUGGUCUCAAUAACAACACCACCUUCUUCGGCUUUGCCUACUACCCACAGUUCUGGUUACCAGCAAAACAUCGACCCGUCUUUGACAAAGCAUUUUACCAGCUGAUUCGAAGAACAUUACCUUUGGGAAACAGCUCCAGUACAGUAGUGGUCGUUGGUGGGGUUCACUGGUUAGGAACUCAUCAUCUUAAAGUCAUAAUGUCAGCACUGGCCAGAGAAGGGCUAACAGCUGCUCGCAUAGUGGUGAAGGGCCUUGGCUCAGGCUUUCAUCUUCCUGUCAGUGGCAUUCACCAGCUGUCACAGAAGGAGCAAGAGAGGUUGCUGCUCCACAACCAUCAGGUCCUGGCAUAUGCCAAGAACCAUAGCAUGGAAGUGGUGGACACAUUCAACAUGACAAUGGCCCGUUACUCACAUUUUCUUCAGGGCAGAUGUUCUUGUCACUUUCACAGGGUUGUUCCAGAACAGCCGGUAAAAAGACAUACCAGCCAGUCGCUGCAUCAAUCAACAUACAAAGUUGAAGGAGACAUAAAUGCAGCAUAUUCUGAAAUGGUCAUCAACAGAAUAUGCAAACCACCAUAGGCUUAUUUAAAAUGUCAAUCUGAAAGAAGAAGCAUGCAACUGUAGCUUCACUAAUUGUAACUUAUAAUCAGGUUGGAAUAAAUUAUAAUUUUUACAUAUUCAUAUUAAUAGUUAAUUUUUAGUCAUAAAGAAUUCAUAGAAACAUUAAGAUAUAGAAGAAAUAGACAUAAAACAAUAACCUUGGUUUCCAAGGAAAAUGAAAAAUAAACAGAAAAGAAUCUGCUGUUUUGAGGCUAGUGAAAUUUUAUAUUUUAGAUGAUAUAAAGGCAAUAUAUAGUAAAAUUAUAUUUUUGUUUAUUUUAGAACUAUAUUUCAUGUUUUUUUCUCAAGUCUUAAAAAAGCUUUAAAAAUUCUGAAACUUUUAUAGGCAGCUUUAGGUAGACAUAACUGAUAACUAUUUCCACAUCUGAAUAUGUUAAGUACAUGUCCAUUGAAGAAAAGACAGAAAGCAGACCUCUUUUCCACAGUACACAUAUAUUGUCACUGGUGGAGACAUCAUGUCACACCAAACAUUGUGAUACAAAAUAAGCUGGAUAUAAUGAAGUUGAUAUUAUCACAAAGUGCAAGGAAAAAAAACUUGAUCUAAACCAUUCCAUGGGCAGUGACAUGCUAUCAUUAAACUGAAAGUUUAAUUACAGUGCCUGAAAAAAAUGUUCCAGAGAAAUGUUCCAUUGCUCCAUAAAUUUUCUUUAUUUUGCAUUUCAACUGAUUUUAUACAUGUGGCAUGGAGUUACUUGUGCUUAUUUAUCUCAAUAUUGAAUAUUUAGUCACCAGAUGGCUAUAAUUUUGAAAGGUCUGUCCUUGUGUGUGUUUGCACAUGUGCAUAUAAGCACAAAUGUAUGCAUGUGUGCAGUUGUGGUGUGCAAACAGGCACAGUUGUAAUUGCAUCUGUGCAGCAUUUCUCUUGAAUGCCUCUGUUUCCAUUUUACUCCAUUUUGCUGCUGAUUAGUGAUGCAAGAUUUCCUCAGAAUACUCGAUUAUCAGUACAUACUGGAAAAAGAAGACUAACAGAUAUCUAAUUUGUCUUCUGAUGUUAAUAUAUGGCUAUGCAGCAAUUUGUUUUAAGCAAUGCAAGCUAAUAUCAUUUAGGUUUUUAACUAUAAGCAUGAAAACGCCUGUGAUGUCAUUGUAUGUGCCCAAAGAAAAAGUAUUCUUAACACAAUUAGAAGUAUAAUCAACCUGUGUGCUUGGUUAUCUGGCUUUUUCAUUCUUUGAUCUGUUACUCUACCCUCUUUUGGUCAUUUAUCCACAUUCUUAUAUAUCUUUUAAUUGUAUUUACCGAGUAUUGUAAUUUUCUUUUGUAAAUCACAUUUAUUUUUGUAGUUUGUGAUGUAUUCUCUGUUGAGGCCAUGGAAUGAGUCAUUGACAGGUGGCAGAUAAAUACUCACUGGUGUUGCAAAGUAAAAAUGGUGACUGCUGGGUCACACACAAUUUUUUUUUAACUUCUCAGGGACAUAUACGUUAACCAGAAUGAUUUGACUCUUAAAUCUUUUAAGUAGGAAUGAACAAAUUCUGGUACCUGUAAGCUUGCCAUAAUACAUAAAAAUUUACAGUUAGUCAUGUUUGCACCUGUGAACUUGAUCACUGUGAGCAUAAGGAUUGCUUGGUUAUUCAUGCUAUCUGUAAAAUGUUUACAUAGCAUUAACUUAAAUAAAUCAUUUACAAGUUUUUCAUGUGUUGUGCAUAGUGUACAUUCUAAUACAGCAUACAUUUUUGCAUAGCAAGCUACUUUUUCUUUCGUAAAUCUUUCAUCUUAUACAUUUUACCUCACCAUGACCACUAUUCAGGCUAUAGUCUGGAAGAACACAAAAGUCAGCUGUCAGCUGUAGAUAUAUGUGGGUUUAUUUUUGUAUUAUCUAGCUGCAAAACUUCCACACUGUCAGUAAAGAAAAACAAACAAACAAAACCAAAUUAAACAGCAUGCACGAAAUCAGUGAUCUAAUAAACCAAACAAAAAAUGUGCAAAACUGAGUGAAGAACCUUUCUUUCAACUUGAUCAAAAAAUUAAUAUCACAAGCAUAAUGCAACAUGUCAUAUCUCAGCUAUCUCUGUUGUUUAAUUUGAUCCCUGUUGAAGUUUGUUGUCAUAUCAGAAUAUUUCCCUGAACACGCUUAGAUUAUAUGAUUGGUUUUUUUUCAAGGCUAAUGACUCUUCAAUAUAAUUCUUGGUAAUAAAAGCUACUGAUUGAUAUGUUGGUGUUGGUGCCAGUGGCAAAACGUUAAAAUAAAAAAAAAAAAUCAGAGGCGCAUAAUUCUCAUGUUCAAAAGCUGGCACAUACAUAUUAGAAAAAAA
Molecule: messenger RNA, 5259 nt
Organism: Pomacea canaliculata
Lineage: Eukaryota; Metazoa; Mollusca; Gastropoda; Architaenioglossa; Ampullariidae
Product: cadherin-like and PC-esterase domain-containing protein 1
Exons: 22
Coding region: 1-2967 (988 amino acids)
Source: RefSeq, a predicted model, not a curated record